Messenger RNA from Opisthorchis viverrini, 327 nucleotides. RefSeq lists its product as hypothetical. The transcript has 3 exons. Bases 1 to 327 code for a protein of 108 amino acids. The record is from RefSeq and is a predicted model, not a curated record. NCBI's taxonomy places the organism in Eukaryota, Metazoa, Platyhelminthes, Trematoda, Opisthorchiida, Opisthorchiidae.
AUGUCCCAACCAACGCAGCUUCUGGUGCUGGACACAUUCUUCAAUGGAAGUACCCGUUACACGCAUCGCCCAACUCUGACCAAAUUACAUUCCACAGAUGAAUGCGCAAACUUAAGGUUGACGGAAACUCGGGGACUGCGCCUACCUGAUGAGCCCCAAGAAGGGCGAAACCGGUCGUGGGCUGUCGACAAAUUUUCAGCAACCUUAUGCGUAGUACAUUACAAAGAUAUACAUGUAUCGCACUGGAUACAAGACUCUGUAUUGCCAAACAUUAGGUUAACGGAAACUCGGGGACUGCACCUACCUGGUGAGCCCCAAGAAGGGUGA